Molecule: messenger RNA, 2356 nt
Organism: Radiomyces spectabilis
Lineage: Eukaryota; Fungi; Mucoromycota; Mucoromycetes; Mucorales; Radiomycetaceae
Product: glutamate-cysteine ligase-domain-containing protein
Exons: 10
Coding region: 93-1970 (625 amino acids)
Biological process (GO): glutathione biosynthetic process
Cellular component (GO): glutamate-cysteine ligase complex
Molecular function (GO): glutamate-cysteine ligase activity
Source: RefSeq, a predicted model, not a curated record
CCCUGUUGUUGCUUCAUUGUCCCUUUGGUCUUUCAAUUUUUUUUUUUCCUACUUGUCUUUGUUCUCGUCUUCUUUAGUUUUGCGUGUGUGUGAUGGGGCUUUUAUCUUUGGGAACACCUUUGCCUUGGAGUGAGGCCAAGAAGUAUGCAGACCAUGUCCGCACCCACGGCAUUGAACAGUUUCUCGCCAUUUAUCGCAAACAAAAAGCUCAGCAAAAGCAAUGCCUGCUUUGGGGUGACGAGGUCGAGUAUGUAGUGGUCGAGUGUGACGAAGAGCAAAAACGAUGCAAAUUAUCCUUGACUGUGUUUGAUAUCCUUGCCCAACUGCAACAACCCGAAGUGGCUGUACUGAAUGGCGAAAGCACUGAAACGCUGGAAGCUCUAUGGAGACCCGAAUAUGGUCGAUUCAUGUUGGAGGCUACUCCGGGAUCACCGUAUGGAUCCACCUUCCGAGAUCUCGGCAAAGUCGAAAGCAACAUGAAAUUACGUCGUCGUUUGGCCAAAGAAAAAAUGCCUUCCAACAUGCUGCCAAUGACUCUCGUCAAUUACCCUCGUCUGGGCUGUCCCGGUGAAUUGGAACCCGAUCAUGAACCCCGAGGCGAAGCGUGUCAGAGUUUAUUUGUACCUGAUGAGAUUAUUAAUCCCCACGCCAGAUUCCCUACAUUGACUGCCAAUAUUCGUCGUCGACGUGGAGCCAAAGUGGAGAUCAACAUGCCUAUUUUCCACGAUAAAAACACCCCGAAACCGUUCAUUGAUCCUACCAUUCCAUGGGAUCGCGAUUGGUUUGUUCACGAUAAGGAAGCCAAGCAAGGUGCAGCCAAACCGGACCACAUCUAUAUGGAUGCCAUGGCUUUUGGUAUGGGCUGUUGUUGUCUCCAGAUCACGUUCCAAGCAUGCAACAUUGAUGAAGCAAGACGAUUGUAUGAUCAGUUGGCUCCCGUGGCCCCCAUUAUGUUGGCUUUAACGGCCGCCGCUCCUAUUUUCCGUGGUUAUUUGGCUGAUGUGGAUAGUCGUUGGAAUGUGAUUGCUGCCGCUGUCGAUGAUCGUACACCAGAAGAAAGAGGACUCGAGCCAUUGAAGAACAAUCGUUUUGUCAUUAACAAAUCUCGCUAUGAUUCCAUCGAUUGCUACAUUUCCAAGGAUGCCACGUUCAAAAACAAGUACAACGAUCUUGAUCUUGUGUAUGAUAAGGAUAUUUACGAAAAACUGCGAACCAACGACAUUGAUGAUUUAUUGGCCAAACACAUUUCCCAUCUGUUCAUUCGCGAUCCAUUGGUCAUCUUUAAAGAAUUCUUGGAUUUGGACGACGAAAAUUCCGCCGAUCACUUUGAGAAUUUGCAAUCGACGAAUUGGCAAACCGUCCGAUUCAAGCCCCCGCCACCGAAUUCCGACAUUGGAUGGCGUGUGGAAUUCCGAAGCAUGGAAGUGCAGUUGACCGAUUUCGAAAAUGCCGCCUUUGCCGUGUUCAUUGUUCUACUGACACGCGUGAUUCUGAGUUUCGGACUCAACUUUUACAUGCCGAUUUCCAAGGUGGAUGCCAAUAUGCAGACGGCCCAUCAUCGUGGGGCGGCAGUAAAUGAACAAUUCUAUUUCCGAAAGAAUGUAUUCCCUUCCAAUACAGAUGAGGAGAAUGAUGAUUAUGAAUUAAUGACCAUGAACGAAAUUAUCAAUGGCAAGGAACACGGCUUCCCUGGUUUGGUGCCUUUGAUUCACAGCUACUUGAACAGUACCAAUAUUGAUAUUGAAACACGAUGCAAGAUCUCGUCUUAUCUUUCUUUGAUCAGCAAGCGAGCGAGUGGCGAGUUGAUGACUGGUGCAUCUUAUCUUCGUCACUUUGUGAUGAAUCAUCCUGAUUAUCAAAACGAUUCCGUGGUCUCGCCUUCCAUUAAUUAUGAUCUGAUCAAACACGUGGAUCAAAUUGCGAAAGGUCAAGUGAAAGCCCCCGAACUUUUAGGUGAUUUCUCUGCCUAAAUACGGUGUUACUGUUUUUAUUCAUUCCCUUAUUACCCUUUUUUUCUUCUUCUUGUUUAUUAUUGUUGUUGUCUGGCUAUUUGGGGCGCCAUUGAACGAAACUUUUUUGCUUGCCGAAAUGGAGAAUCGUCUGUGCACCUUGUUAUUUUAUUUCUUUUACUACUUUCAUUAUGAUUUUUUGUCAGUUAGACUGUUUUAGAGAUGCCAGCGUAAAUAAAAAAAAAGACACUGUCUAGUUGUAUUCAGCGUCACACCUGUUGCAAAAAGAUCAAAGCUUCCUUAAUCCUUUGACGCUUCUUUGGUUCAAACAGAGGACCUGAUCUGUAUGCAGAUAUGCAUGCACCGCCAUGACCAUGCAGUACGAAAUUGGUCAGCAUGCAAAUGAG